AUGGCGAGCGGUUCAUGGGAAGAGUUCUUUGCCGUUCAUUUGCCUCCGACCGAUUUUGAAGAUAAUAGAUCUCUGUUGAAGGAGUUCUGUGAGAGACAUGACCAAUAUGGAAAUAAGAUUGUUCUCGUCACUUCCGGAGGAACAACGGUGCCGUUGGAGCACAAUACAGUUCGUUUUGUAGAUAAUUUCAGUGCUGGUACUAGAGGUUCAGCUUCGGCCGAGUAUUUCCUCGAGCACGGAUAUGCGGUCAUAUUCAUGCAUAGACAGAAGUCUUUGGAGCCGUUCACGAGACACUUCACUGGACAAAAGCUUCUUGAUAUGCUGGAUUUACAAGAGAGAGGACCCAACACUACUAUAACUGUGAAACCAGACAGCGUGUUCGCCCUCGCCCCAGUCCUCGCGCGGUAUCAGGCCGCUCACGCCGCUGGUGCACUCCUGCAUGUGUCGUUCACAACAGUAUCAGAAUACUUUUGGUUGCUGAGAGCGGCCUGUGAAUGUCUCGCUCAUACAGGAGCAAGAGCUGUUCUGUAUUUGGCUGCCGCUGUGUCAGACUUUUAUAUACCUAAGGAUAGAGUUCCAACCCACAAGAUGCAAUCAGCGAGUGGAGCACCCGUGAUUCAACUCCACCUGGUCCCUAAGAUGUUGGCGCCUCUCGUCAAUCUCUGGGUGCCUGAAGCAUACGUGGUAUCAUUCAAGCUGGAAACCGAUGAAAACCUCCUCAUACCAAAAGCAAGGGCAGCUUUGGAGAAAUAUAAGCAUAAAAUGGUUGUAGCGAAUCUGUUACAAACCCGCCACCACAGGGUCAUCUUGGUAACUUCUAACGCCGUACAAGAAAUUUUACUGACCAGGGAAGAAGUACACGCAGGCGUGGACAUCGAGAGUAUGAUAGUCGGCGAGCUGGUCCGCCUGCACGCCGAGCACAUGUCCGCUCGUCCACGCUGA
This is a messenger RNA of Danaus chrysippus (African queen), 942 nucleotides long. The record is from the annotation of a GenBank genome assembly. Lineage: Eukaryota; Metazoa; Arthropoda; Insecta; Lepidoptera; Nymphalidae.